AACCUGUAAUCCAUUUAUUUCGUCUUGUUCACUUUCUUUGUUUGCUACCAGUCUGCAACUGAGCUAGCGCCCGCAGGGAGGAGGGCAGCUGCGCGGAUUUGGCACCCUCCGCCAAUGUUACUGGGCGGCGGUGCUCGAAUCACACAGCCGUGGCGGGUUCAUAGUCCACUCUUCAGCCUCUCUCAUCAUCUCUGCAUCAACCCCAAGGUCUCAAGUCCUCUGAAUGGAGAAUGUGACGAUUUCUUACCUUGGUUGGAGAAAAAGGCUGGGGCUAAGAUUUCCUCAGUGCUUUCAAUUGGGAAAUCCGCCUACGGCAGGUCAUUAUUUGCUUCUAAGAUCAUUCGAACUGGAGACAGUAUAUUGAGAGUUCCCUAUGAUGUGCAAAUAGCUCAAGAUAAUCUCCUUCCAGAAAUCGGAGCUUUGUUAAGUGAUGAAGUUGGAAUUACUGCAAAGCUAGCCAUUGUCAUUUUAGUUGAGCAGAUAAAGGGUCAGGAUUCUGAGUGGGCCCCUUACAUUAGCCGCCUUCCUCAGUUCAGUGAAAUGCAUAGCCCUAUAUUCUGGAGUGAAGCUGAAUUAGAUAUGAUCUGUCUUAGCUCAGUAUACCAGGAAACAGUUAUUCAAAAAGCUAAAGUAGAAAAGGAAUAUAUGGCAAUGAAGAACGCUCUGAAGCAAUUUCCUGAAAUUUUUAAAAGCUUCACAAUUGAGGACUUCAAGCAUGCAUAUUCUUUAGUUGCAUCUCGAGCAUGGGAAAGCACAAAGGGUUUAUCUUUGAUUUCUUGAAUCAUGAUGGAAUGUCAAAUUCAAUUGUAUUGAGUGACGAAGAUAAAAAAUUGUCAGAGGUUUUUGCCGACCGCAAUUAUGCUCCUGGUGAAGAGGUACUGAUAAGUUAUGGAAAAUUUCCAAAUGCUACACUGCUGUUGGACUUUGGUUUUACAUUUCCACACAACAUUCAUGACAAGGUUGAGAUUCAAAUGGAUAUACCACAUCAUGAUAUUCUAUGUGAAAUGAAGUUGAAGCUUCUGCAGCAAUAUCGCGUUCGAAACAUCAAAGAUACCAAUGGUUCUAAUUUAUCAGAGAAUUCAUUCACAAUCAAGUUGGUGCUGAUGCUUAGUUUCUUUAUAACUUAUAUAAUGAUGCCACUAGAUGUUACUACAUUAAAAAGAAUGAUAUAAAGUCAUGGAUGUAGAAAGGCCAUUUCCUAUAUGUAUGGAGUGCUUCUCACAAAUCACUCUUUAUUGCUUUCUCUACUUCUAAUUUUUACAAUUAGCACCCAUCAUUAAUUUCAUGAUAUUACGUUAGUCCUACCCAUGUUAGCUUAUUUCUUCAUAACCUAUAUGGCUAUGGAUAAUGAAUCCUCCUACAAGUCAUAUAAUUUAAUUUUCUGAUGACUUCAUUAUAACAUAGGGAAGUUAGGUCUGCCAGAGGAAAAGGGAAGGGUCUUCCACAGUCACUUGUGCUUUUUCUCGUGUUUUAUGUUGUACAUCUUCACAAGAACUAUGUGACUUGGCCAUAGAAGCUUCACAAAGUGAUGGCCGGCUGGCUAGGCAACCUCUGAAAGAUAGAAGGAGAGAAAUCCAAGCACAUAAGAUGCUGCUAAGUCAUAUCAGUCAGCUAAUUGAGAAACAUGAUGCAGCCGUUAAGUCACUUGAUCCUACUAAUUGCCUCUCCACAUGUAAAAGACUAGUUCUUAGGAUGCAAAUGGCUCGAGAUCUCCUCGGUGGUGAGCUUCGUGUCCUACAAUCUGCAGCUGCGUGGUUGAAGAAUUAUUGUGCAUCAUAGUUUUCAACCGUCCACCCAUGAUAAACAAGCCAAAAAUGAUGGGAAAGUGGAGUACAAAUUAGUUCAUCAAAUUGAACUAUAAACUAAUGCAAAAACUUUUUCCCUCUAAAUUGAUUAAUCUCAAUGACAGAAAGACUAAUGAUUGUUCAGGUCCCUAAUUGAUCAUUAAGAGUAUUUUUGGAUCCUCAUGCCUAGUUUGGUACUAAAAUUAAUCAGUCUCCUUAUUUUUCCUUUUUGCUACUCAACUAAUGGGGAACAA
Messenger RNA from Rubroshorea leprosula, 2038 nucleotides. The record is from the annotation of a GenBank genome assembly. NCBI's taxonomy places the organism in Eukaryota, Viridiplantae, Streptophyta, Magnoliopsida, Malvales, Dipterocarpaceae.